Aspergillus wentii DTO 134E9 is the source of this 2158-nucleotide messenger RNA. RefSeq lists its product as uncharacterized. Lineage: Eukaryota; Fungi; Ascomycota; Eurotiomycetes; Eurotiales; Aspergillaceae. Gene Ontology annotation, biological process: L-tryptophan biosynthetic process. Gene Ontology annotation, molecular function: tryptophan synthase activity. The record is from RefSeq and is a predicted model, not a curated record. Gene Ontology annotation, cellular component: cytoplasm. The transcript has 2 exons. The coding region runs from base 279 to 2078 and encodes 599 amino acids.
CAGAUGUUAUGCUAGCCAUGCAAGCUGGCGGUUCUGGUGAGUCCAUCAAUGAAUGAAGAAGUGUGUAACCUCACUGACAUCCAUAACAGACAUAAUCGAGCUCGGCAUCCCUUUCACAGACCCAUCUGCGGAUGGCAGCACAAUUCAAAAAUCAAACCGUCAAGCAUUAGAGAAUAAUGUCACGAUCCCUUCCAUGUUGAGAAUGGUUCGUGAAUCACGACAAAGGGGGUUAUAUAUUCCUGUGGUGUUCAUGGGAUACUAUAACCCCGUCAUGCACUAUGGCGAAGAAAGAAUGUUGCAACACUGCAAGGCUAGUGGAGUUAAUGGCUUCAUCAUGGUCGACCUGCCGCCUGAAGAGUCGUUACGGUUUCGAAGCCUUUGUAAAAAGGCUGGGUAAGUCUUUGUCCUCCUCCAACUUGGUACUAAGUCCUAACCAUUGCAGACUUUCAUACAUUCCAUUAAUCGCCCCUUGUACCACAGACAGCCGCAUGAAGUUUCUGUGUUCAAUCGCCGAUUCUUUCAUAUACGUUGUCUCCAAGAUGGGCGUCACUGGUGCAAGUGGAACCUUGAGUGCGGGACUCCCUGGCUUCCUCGAUCGUGUUCACAGAUACACCGACAGAUACCAAGUCCCUGCUGCAGUAGGGUUUGGAAUCAACACUCGUGAACAAUUUGUAUCCGUGUCCCGGCUUGCAGAGGGUGUGGUGAUUGGUAGCAAAAUUAUCUCUGUCUUAGGCGAUGCUCCUGCUGGUCAGGGGUCCCAGAAAGUCAAGGAAUACUGCACCUACAUCACCGACAGAAAUGUUCCCCAAAGCUAUUUCCAAUCCUUAAUAUCAGCAAAUGGAAGCAUGUCCGACGAUGACUCUGAUAGCAUGUCCGAUGACGACACCGAUAUCUUAGAGGGCUCCAGUCGAUCCAAUUGUUUCGGAGGCCAAUACAUCCCCGAAGUACUGAUAGAGUGUCUGAUGAAAUUGGAAGAGGGUUUCAAUAACGCAACAAAUGACCCCUCUUUCUGGGAAGAAUACAGGUCAUUCUACCCAUAUAUGAACCGUCCCUCCUGUCUUCAUGUCGCAACGCAACUGAGCAAAUACGUCGGUGGAGCCAAUAUCUGGCUGAAGCGCGAAGACCUCAACUACACUGGCAGCCACAGCAUCAACAAUGCACUUGGUCAGGUUCUGCUAGCCCGUCGAUUAGGAAAGACACAAAUCGUUGCUGAGACAGGCGAUGGCCAGCAUGGUGUGGCCACUGCCACGGUCUGCGCUAAAUUUGGUAUGAAGUGCACGGUUUUCAUGGGAGCAAAAGAUGCUCGCCGACAGGACUUUAAUGUCUCGCAAAUGAAAAUCCUCGGUGCUACUGUGAUUACCGUGGAUUCGGGAUCAGGGACCCUCCGUGACGCUACCAACCAAGCAAUGCAAUCCUUGGUCGGCGAUUUGGAAAACACAUACUAUGCCACUGGUGCUGCAAUCGGACCUCAUCCGCUUCCAGCCAUCGUCCGAACUUUCCAGUCCGUUAUUGGAAAUGAGACCAAGGAUGAAUUUCGCGCACAAAACGGCCGAUUACCCGAUGCAGUGGUGGCAUGCGUCGGAUCAGAUGCGACAGGCAUGUUCCAUCCGUUCAUUAGCAACAACGAUCCAGUCAAGAUGAUUGGAGUUGAGGCCGCAGGAGAGGGUCUGGAUACUGAACGCCAUUCGGCAGUUUUGAGCAAGGGGUCAAUUGGUGUCCUUAAUGGAUCUUGCACAUAUGUCCUGCAGGACUCGGAAGGCCAGAUUCAAGAUACCCAUUCUAUCGCCGCCGGUCUUGAUUAUCCGGCAGUAGGCCCUGAACUGGCAAGCUGGCACGAGAAUGGGCAGGCCACAUUCACAACAGCCACGGAUAAGGAGGCAUUAUAUGGUUUUAUGCUGUUGAGCCAAUUAGAAGGGAUCACACCAGCCUUGGAGACUGCACAUGCUGUCGCUGGUGUGAUUCGAGCAGCUAAGAAAUUAGGGAAAGGGAAGGAUGUGGUUCUUUGCUUAAGUGGGCGUGGGGAUAAAGAUAUUGAAACAGUAACGGCGCAUAUGGGUGCGGAAAUUGGGUGGUUUUAGUCUGAGAUACCAUUAUUAUACCUGUACCCUAGCUUGAUAUUUCCAGACUUGAAUUAUCCUUGGAUAAACGGAUGUAACUC